This is a messenger RNA of Thlaspi arvense, 1356 nucleotides long. The record is from the annotation of a GenBank genome assembly. Lineage: Eukaryota; Viridiplantae; Streptophyta; Magnoliopsida; Brassicales; Brassicaceae.
AUGCCAGUCUGUGACCCUUUAGAAACAAAAAUGUCUUCGUUCAGUGGUCCGUCCAUGAUGAACAGUGAUGCUGCUGCUACUGAGUUUGGUCAUCAAAUAAGACGAGUGACAUUAGAGAAACAAAGCGAAAUCAGGAUCCAAGUGCAUCCCUUUUCCCCUCUCAAACUCCGUGUGCUCGAUGGCCUAGUUGAGAUUUUUGGUUCCGAGCUUCCACCAGAAGUGUGGCUCACGUUUCCACCUCGCCAGCAAUUCGCUGUCUUCACAUGGUAUGGUGCAACAAUCGAACUAGAUGGCGUCACAGAAACUGAAGAAACAUCAACUGAGACACCAAUGGUGAGCUAUUUAAAUGUGCACAACUCUCUCCAAGUACAAAGACAUCGUGUUGUGUCAUCAACAAGCAAUUAUGUCUCUUCACAGUGGCCAAGAGUUAUCAUUGUAGGGGAUACUGACUCUGGGAAGAGCACAUUAGCUAAGAUGCUUCUUAAUUGGGCAGCAAAAGAUGGUUUCAAACCAACAUUUGUUGACCUUAACAUCGGCCAAAGCUCAAUAACCAUACCAGGAACCAUUGCUGCUACCUCUAUCAAGAUGCAUGUGGAUUCUGUUCAUGGAUUUCCUCUUGAUAACGCUAUUGUGCAUUACUUUGGUCACACUACACCAACCAACAACCUUAGACUGUACAAGGCCCUUGUUGAAAAGCUUGCUCGAGAAUUAGAAGAAGUUUUUGCUAGAAGCGCUGAAUCUCGACAUUCCGGUAUGGUAAUUGACACAAUGGGAUGGACCAAUGGUCCCGGUUAUGAGCUGCUUAUUCAUGCAAUAAGGAAGUUUAAUGCAUCUCUAGUUAUCGUCCUUGGUCAAGAAACUGAUCUCGUCAAUGAUCUGAACAAUUCUCUUAAAUUCAAGAAGAAUGUACGAAUCUUGAAUCUUGACAAGUCAACUGGAGUUUUCUUCAGGGGCUCUGAUUAUCGCAAAACAUUGAGGAACAACAACAUUAAGAAGUACUUCCAUGGAGCCACUAACGAUCUCACGGCCUACACCAAAACCGCAAAGUUCAGUGAUGUGAAAGUAUAUCGAAUCGGUGACUUUCCUGAGAGUAGGUCAAGAUCUGCACAAAGAACUUAUAAUGAUGACGCUUUGAAGAUCACAUCUGUGGAAAUUGGUGAACAUCUUUUGAACAAAGUUCUUGCUAUCUCAUACGCCAAAGAGCCUAACCAGAUCAUCUCAAGUAUUGUUGCUGGAUUUGUGUGUAUCAAGGAUGUUGAUAUUGGUAAAGAGAGAAUUACAUAUAUCUCUCCAUCAGCUGCAGAAUUUCCUAGCAACAUAUUGGUCAUGGGGACUUUGACAUGGCUUGAAACUUGA